CAUUUUUCCAUCGCCACAUUCGAGUCAGUCGUGAUUCGGCGGUGUAUGCGUGUGGGCAAACAAGUGGCUCCCUCUUUUGCCGUACGUGACCCGCGUUCGGUGUAGCGCCCCAAUCGCCUCCACGAGCACCCCCCGCAAGUGGCGUCACCAUGUCGCCCGCAAGUGGAUUACUUGCCCUCUGCCUUCUCGCGGGUCUCUCGGUAACAUCGGCCAUUAUGUGCUACCACUGCAACAGUGAGUACGAUCCUCAGUGUGCUGAUCCAUUCAAUAAGUACAUGCUAGGUGUCAAGAAUUGCUCCUAUGAGUAUGAGCUUGAUCACCUGCCCAAUGUUCAGGCCACUUUGUGCCGAAAAACAACACAAAAAGUUUAUGGGCAAAUUCGUGUUGUACGAGGCUGUGGGUACGUACGAGAUCCACGAGAUGAUAAGGAUUGCAUGAAGAGGAGCGGUACGCACGACGUACAGGCUCUCUACUGCUCCUGCACAACUGAUUUGUGCAAUGGCGCCUCGAAUAUCAAUGGAGGUGCCGCCGCCAUUGCAGUUGGAGCCGCUGCCAUUUUGUGGACGCUAGCCUAAAAAAAGAGACUUAGCUUCCUUCGUGAGAGUGCCGUUGCACGCUUAAAAAAAAAGACAGUGAGAGAGAGAGAGUUACAAAAAAAAAGAAGAAGAUGGCGUGCGCACCCCUUUUGUGUAGAUAAAAAAACAGCAGGAAUUCACAGUCUAGAUAGUGAGUUUUAUCGAAAAUCUCCGUAAAAAUUGAUGAGCUAGGAUAAAAUGCAAUAAAAUUAAACUAAAAUGAAAUUUAUUUGCCAGCAACGGGGGAAUCUAACUUUCAACUUCAUUUGCACUCAAAAUCAAUUUGCAAAUUAUAAUUUUUUUGGUCAAAAGAAAAAUCAUUUUAUCCUCUUUUAUUCUAUGAAAAAAAAAUCUUCUAGAGACACCGCAUUAGGGAUGGCAAGGAACCUAUUUGAUCUUAAUUAUUUUUUUCAACACAUCCGUCCUGCUUAUAAUUUACCAUCAUUGAAAAUGAUGCGAUCUAUUUGUGCUGGAAUUGUCACCGAUAUUGUUGAUAAAUCAAUCAAACGAUGAAUUGUUAAUUAUAUUUACCAAUGGUAUCAAUAUUAUGUAUUACAAAUAAAAGUGCUUUUAUUCGAUUAGAA
Lutzomyia longipalpis is the source of this 1159-nucleotide messenger RNA. RefSeq lists its product as uncharacterized. Gene Ontology annotation, biological process: regulation of synaptic transmission, cholinergic; sleep; positive regulation of voltage-gated potassium channel activity. The coding region runs from base 150 to 575 and encodes 141 amino acids. The record is from RefSeq and is a predicted model, not a curated record. NCBI's taxonomy places the organism in Eukaryota, Metazoa, Arthropoda, Insecta, Diptera, Psychodidae. The transcript is spliced from 3 exons.